This is a messenger RNA of Colletotrichum godetiae, 1182 nucleotides long. RefSeq lists its product as uncharacterized. The coding region runs from base 474 to 1028 and encodes 184 amino acids. The record is from RefSeq and is a predicted model, not a curated record. NCBI's taxonomy places the organism in Eukaryota, Fungi, Ascomycota, Sordariomycetes, Glomerellales, Glomerellaceae. The transcript has a single exon.
CGUAUAAGCUCGUGUCGACAUCCGAUACCGUCUUCUGAGAAGCGAGGCUCUACGCAACCGGAUUUUGCAGAAGCCACCAACGGCUCAGCGGUCAGCUUUUCGCAUGAAUGACCAUUUCUGUAUGGUCUCUGCAAUGAUGCCGGGACCGUAGAGAUAGUCUCAAAGUUCAUAACUGUGCUGUGCAUACGGCAUCCAUGCAUGGAGUGUGCUAUACAUACAGAAUCAAGACGGAAUCAUCUGCUGGCUCACGCACCAGUGAAAGCUCUGGUUUUUCGCUCAUCGAGUUGACGACGAGAGCAGCCCGAACAAGACCAGACGACCUUGCCAUGGCUUACACAUAUUACAUCUCGUCUACAUCUGGCGUGAGUUUCGCGGUUGGCAAACGCAGUGUCCGUCCUCACAUAAGAUGAUCCAUGUCACGCAUUUCGCUCGGCAACCCAUCGGCACUCUUCCCAUUUCAAUGGCAAUCCGACAUGACGUCCAGACCUUUGAAGCGCCCUCGCCGAUCAAACGGUCUGCCGCGCUUACCAAGCGACAUAGACAACGCAGUCGCGGCCUUGGGCGGGAGAACCCACGCAACCGACCUUACAAACAGUACCAUACAGUCUCAGAAGGCACCAGUCAGUAAGGAACAACGUCUGGAAGAACUCGUGAGAGACUCCGGUCGCCUCAGGCAAGAACUUGACUAUUGGAAAAGCUUGGCUCUCACAGGAACCGCCUUCAUGUCCGAUGUCGAACAAGUUGUGGUACAGCUUCGAGAUGUUUUCAGCCGUUUUGAGAGCGUCAUGAAUGAGACAAACACUAUGCCUGCGGAGGGAAACAUGGGCUCCGGCCAUCCGUCUAAAUUUCGACAGAAGGAAGACGUGGAGGUGCAGGCUGGAGACGAGCCAGACGAGCCAGGAGUAGAGGAUGACCUCGACGUGCUCUUGGCUCCAGUCAGGCGGGGUCGAGAAGGCUAUGACUUUGAGGCCGUUAAGCCGGAGUUGAAGCGGAAGCAGCCACCAUACAAUCCCGGAGGUUGGCUCUGAUAUGGAGCGCACAUGGUCUGCAUCGGUAUUCGCCGAGUCCAUGUUUAUCGUGUGAUAUUGUAUCAUAGAGAGAAAUAGAGAUUUCAUGCCCCUGUACAUACGUACAUAACUGUACAUAUCACCGCUGUCAUUAAUGUGAAUCACUUCUGUCAUC